ACGGACCCAUUAGGUAGGUACAGCGCAUGCGCUGUGGCCAAUGUGACUACGAAAAUGAUCGUUACGUGACGGUUUCUUUAAGAUAAACUGAGUGCAAACGUUGCACAAGGAGACAAACACAGCGGUACAAUGGCAGGAGAAGAAGAGGAGACCAAGAACAAGGUAAGAGCCGCAAGUAACUUCACGCUUCGAGGACACAUUUGGUGGAAGAGGCUUACUUGCUUCCAGUUUGUAGAAGGUCUGUGUCUUUGUCUGUCUGUCCUUCAGGGUUUCAGGCUGCUGGGGAUCCUGGAUGUCCAGAACACUCCGUGUGCCAGAGACGCCGUCCUACAUGGAGCUGGCGGCUCAGUAACGGCCGGCCUGCUGCACUUUCUGGCCACUAGUCGGGUGAAGAGGUCUUUUGACGUGGGAUUUGCAGGCUUUAUGGUCGCCACACUCGGGUCCUGGUUCUACUGCAGGAUGAACAACGCUAAGCUUCGUGUGCAGCAGAGGAUGAUCCAGGACGGCAUCAAGAACAAGGUCGUGUAUGAAGGGACGGUUCUAGACCCCACAAACAAACCUGGAGCCGAAACCCCAUCAGGGCCCUCAUGACCUCCAGCACUGAAAUCCCUCCCCCUCCUCUGUAAGGGCUGGGAGGAGACGAUAGGACACUGUCAGGGUCAAAGACUCAACAUCCAGUUUAUUUAUUUUAUUUUAUUUUUUUUUCAAAAGACUGACUUCGGCUGCAUUUUAAGGGUGUUGUUUUGUUUUUGUUUUUUUCGUCUGAUAACUUAGGAUACAGCAUAUCCAAAGCAUUAGAUCUCGUAUUCCAGACCUCCCACAUACAGACUUUUUGACUGAACGAGUAAGCUGUUCCUAGAGUGUAUCCUGAUUCCUAAAAUAAAAAAAUGUUUAAAUGUAGUAUUUUCUGAAUGUUGUUCCACCCCAGCAAUGACCAAGCAAAUUUACCAGUUAAAUAUCAACUUCCUCAAACCCUGCGAUGCAUGGCAUGCUGUGAUUUCAGUGACUCCUUCUGUCUGAACGUUUGUUCUGCCCACCAGUCAACCACUAAGUAGCCCACACAGAUUGGGAUGACAUGCACCAAAGGUCCCCAGCUGGAAUCAAACAGGGGACAUUGCGGUUAUUUGGUAUGCUAGGCCACCAGGAUGCCCAGUUUUCUGUCAGCUGUCCAAGUCAGAACACCUGCUGUGACAUCUCUAAUUGAAAGUUUUGACCCAUAAAGGACAGAGCAGCAGCAGCAGCUUUCUGUGAUCAAGUGUUGAAUCAGCCUUGAAAUUCGCCUCAAACCCUGAUUGUUUUAUCAUUUAGUAUUUAAAAGUUGAAUGUGUGGAAAAUAAAUUGUGUACUGGUGUAAACUGG
Molecule: messenger RNA, 1359 nt
Organism: Siniperca chuatsi (mandarin fish)
Lineage: Eukaryota; Metazoa; Chordata; Actinopteri; Centrarchiformes; Sinipercidae
Product: cytochrome c oxidase assembly protein COX20, mitochondrial
Exons: 4
Coding region: 130-591 (153 amino acids)
Biological process (GO): mitochondrial respiratory chain complex IV assembly
Cellular component (GO): mitochondrial inner membrane; mitochondrion
Source: RefSeq, a predicted model, not a curated record